Molecule: messenger RNA, 4745 nt
Organism: Pleuronectes platessa (European plaice)
Lineage: Eukaryota; Metazoa; Chordata; Actinopteri; Pleuronectiformes; Pleuronectidae
Gene: csnk1da
Product: casein kinase 1, delta a
Exons: 9
Coding region: 427-1644 (405 amino acids)
Biological process (GO): peptidyl-serine phosphorylation; endocytosis; signal transduction
Cellular component (GO): cytoplasm; nucleus
Molecular function (GO): protein serine/threonine kinase activity; ATP binding
Source: RefSeq, a predicted model, not a curated record
AGCACGGAAGUGACGUUGACGCAGACGGCGGAUGAUCAGGACGCUGACAGGGAGAAGAGACAGCAUCAAAAGGGAGACCGUUCGAGCCCAGCCCUGAACCGUAGCGCCUCAAAAUCCGUCUUCAUCCGCGGACAUUUAACGUCCCAUCGUGUCCAAACCACCGGGAGCAUCAAGUUCACAUCUCGACCUUUCCAACAAGCCCCGUAUUACCGCCAGAUGACUUUCGCAGCAUUUUAAAACAAGUGGCGAAAGACUGCGGGAGCGGAGCCUACCCGGAGACAACACAGAGAAGACAGCGGAUCUGUCGAGGAGCCGCUCGGUUCGGCCUGUUCUGCUUUUAGACACCGGGGCGUUCAACCUCAACAUUUCCUUUUCACCUUUCGAGCUAGCGAGUGAGCUUGCUAGCCGACCACAGCUGGCCCCACCAUGGAGUUGAGAGUAGGAAACCGAUACAGACUGGGCAGGAAAAUCGGAAGCGGGUCAUUCGGAGACAUAUACCUGGGUACUGACAUCUCAGUUGGGGAGGAGGUCGCCAUCAAACUGGAAUGUGUGAAGACCAAACACCCACAGCUCCACAUAGAGAGCAAGAUCUACAAGAUGAUGCAGGGUGGAGUGGGUAUUCCAACGAUAAAGUGGUGUGGGGCUGAGGGUGACUACAAUGUGAUGGUAAUGGAGCUGCUGGGGCCCAGUCUGGAGGAUCUGUUCAACUUCUGCUCCCGCAAGUUCAGCCUCAAGACAGUCCUACUGCUGGCCGACCAGAUGAUCAGCCGCAUCGAAUACAUCCACUCCAAGAACUUCAUUCACAGAGAUGUGAAGCCAGACAACUUUCUGAUGGGGCUCGGUAAGAAGGGCAACCUGGUCUACAUAAUCGACUUCGGCCUGGCCAAGAAAUACCGUGAUGCCCGCACGCACCAGCACAUCCCAUACCGCGAGAACAAGAACCUGACCGGCACAGCCCGCUACGCCUCUAUAAACACCCAUCUGGGCAUUGAACAGUCCAGACGGGACGACUUGGAGUCCCUGGGAUACGUCCUGAUGUACUUCAACCUGGGCUCUCUGCCCUGGCAAGGUCUCAAAGCAGCCACCAAGAGGCAGAAGUAUGAACGCAUCAGUGAGAAGAAAAUGUCCACACCCAUUGAGGUCCUCUGCAAAGGCUACCCAUCCGAGUUUGCCACCUACUUGAACUUCUGCCGUUCACUGCGGUUUGACGACAAACCAGACUACUCGUAUCUCCGCCAGCUCUUCAGGAACCUCUUCCACCGCCAGGGCUUCUCUUACGACUACGUCUUCGACUGGAACAUGCUCAAAUUUGGGGCAAACAGGGCUGUGGAGGAUGCAGAGAGGGAGCGUCGAGAGCGGGAAGAGAGGCUGAGGCAUAGUAGGAACCCUGGAGCCAGGGGCAUGGCAUCAGCCUCAGGAAGAGCCAGGGCAACUCAGGACGUCGCAGCCCCCUCCCCGCUGAACCCUACCUCACACACAGGUUUGGAGAAAGAGAGGAAAGUGAGCAUGCGUCUUCAUCGCGGAGCGCCUGUCAACAUCUCUUCCUCAGACUUGACGGGGCGCCAGGACACAUCCCGUAUGUCCACCUCACAGGCUCUGUCCCGGGUCACGCCCAGCGGCCUCCAGUCUGCAGCUCCACGGUGAAGCCCGACCAUCCACCCAUGUACCAUGGAGGCCUCAACAUGCAGCACACUCACACACUCACACAUUGACACACUUACACACUCACACACUUACACAUACACUGGACUCUUGAAUGACGCGGGGGACUACCAACCAAUGCACAAGAGUCUGGCUUCACUCUUGUUCACUUGACGGAGGAAGAGUCGCACCACCAGGAGUGUGUUUGUGUGUGUGAUAGAGAGAUUGGCGGGUGGAGAACAGUUUGGUUGCCUUAACAACCUUGGCAAAAUAACAGCCGCAGCCUCCCUUCUUCCUCUCCUAUGGAAGACGUGGAGACACUCCCCCUCCUUGCCCUCAUUGUUGAUGAAGCCAUCAAUUCACUUUUCUCUGGCAUCAUGUUUGUUUGUUUUUUCUUUUUUUAACUUUGGUUUUACAUCAUUUUUAUUCUUUAUCAUUAAACUUCCUCUCACCCCAGCUCCACUGGUCAGACUUUACAAGGGUUUGAAAAUGGAGAAAGGCGAGUUUCUUACUUAUUGGAAAUAGUUUGUGGGACUUUUUUGAAUCCAAGAUCCAGAAGGUGCAUGAUCCAUCGUGGCAGUGUUGAAGCACAGUGCCUACGCUCUCUUUUGUGCUCUGACAGACUCUUUAAAUACCACAAGUUAACAUUUACUUUUCAUUUUUUAGGUGUUUUGAGGUUUAAAUUUUAAGGUAGAUUAACCCCCACUGUUUUUUAAAUGGGGAAAAAAGCUCCCGUUAAUGUUCUAUUUUCCAAUCUGAUCCUAGCGUAUGAGUGGUUUUGUCCUCAGGUGCGUUGGAACCAGGAUGUUGUACUAAAUCUGAACACAUGCAGCACAUUUUCUUUCAGUCUUCAGGUUGUGACUGCAGCGUGCUGCUUGGCAAAGCUGUGAAUGGAACAGUGUAAUAGUCGGGAUGUCGAUCUGUCCACGCUGAAUGGAUGAGAUGUCGUUUUUGUGCAUAGUGACGUGAUUUUUGUGUGUUUGUGUGGUUCUGUCUUAGGGUUAUACAAGCUCAACGGGGUAUGUGUGUAUGUAUGUGUGUUUCAUAUAUAUAUAUAUAUAUAUAUAUAUAUAUACACACACGCAUACAUAUAUGUAUAAAAAAUAUUGUCUUUUCCAAUGUAACAAUACUUGCUGCAAUUUACAGCUUUACAAAAGUAGGACAGAGCAUAACAUUUGUAAUCAAUUUGCAUGAUUGUUUUGGAGAAUCCGAUAAGACGCGAUAAACUGCACUUCAGUAAGUUUGCCCAGAAUCGGCCGAUUUCCGCAUUCAUUACUUCUAGCCUUAUCCUGUUCGAAGUACUUUCAUAUUGAGUAUGUGCCAUUAUACAAUCUUUUAUGACAUGGUUUCACAGUGCACAACUCAACUACAAGAACUUAAGAAAAAGACUUGUCCUCAACAACUGACAAAUUUAAAGGCACACUCGUUCAGGAUAACUACUCAGCCAGUGAAAACAAUUUUAUACUGGAAUUUAACUCGGUAGAGCACAUACCUCCGCCAAGGACAAACAGUCCCCUUAACCCUGUCAAGCCUUACCGUAGGAAACAUCUUCAUAGAUAUCAGUCCUCUAAAUUUCCUUUCAAGAUCUCUGCUUGACGAAAAUGUCUAAUUGUCUUUUCGCGGAACGAUAAAGUAUGAUCGACACUGAAAAACUUAACGGGUUCCGACCAAGCAAAAAAAUGGUCAGUUCAUUAGUUUCUGCUCAAUCCUGCUGAAAAACAAACUGACAAUGGCGAAACCACAACCUUCUUGGCGGAGGUAAACAUGUCUUGUGAUGCUCUCUAAUAGAAUACAGAGCAACCAGUUACAUAAUAUAGAUAAAUAGGAUCCAGUCUUACUGGAGCUCCAACCAUUUUAGCUUUGGCUCUCAAUUUUGACGAUUUGACUAUUUCUUCUCUUAAUCUGUUUUUGCAAGACCCACAACAUUACGAAAUGGCAAUGCUAAAUCACCGGAGUGUUUCAAAGAUAGUCCCCCAGAUUGAGCUUCAGGGCAUUCGCAGUGAGUUGGCAUCAUUUGGGUGCUCUCUUGGGCACGACAACAAAACACCAGCUUGUAAAAUGUAUCGUUUUACCAAUUUUUUACCAGAAUAGUCAAAACAUAAGUAGCUGCAACUGUUACUGCCUUGCUUAAAAAGGAGAAAUAGUUGGAAGUUGUGGUACAAGACUGAAAACGAUGCAAUCAGGCUUAACCGGUAGACUGGGAUUAAAACCAUCCCUGAUUCAGCUCUGAUGAAUUCUCAGACCAGGACAUCAACGUGAGAGCUGUGCAGUCUGAGGAUCCAGUCAGUGGAUUAGUAUGUGGUAACAUCAGGUUAAAUGGAGGUGAAGAGGUCUGGGAGCACAACGGACUCAGUGUUGUGAGAAAGGAGUUUGCGGUCGAGUCCCCAACGGUACAAGAACUAAACGUGGCUCUUCUCGUCGACUCCUGUCUGUAAAGAAGAAACUUGAUUUUGAGCGGUGAACCAACUGACGUGACCAAUGAAUCCUGCAGAUUUAUAAGUAGAAAACUCUUGAUCCGGUAGACUAGUCCUAACGUAUUGUAGGCCAUUUUCUGUAGUUAAAGGGGAGAGUGGUUGUAGUGCUAAUUUGUACAUGUAUGUUCUGUUGUGUAUAGGAUGUGCCUACUCUGUCCACCACGUCCAAAUGAGCAACUGUUAGGUUUGGGAUGAUGAUCAUAAUGAUGACGAUGUAUGGUGGGACUGGUAAUGCUUCACUCCAUUAGAUUCCUGCUGAGGCAGCUUUUUAAAAAUGUCCUUCACCUGUGGGCUUGUAAAGCAAACCAAAAAAAAAAAAAAAAGAUUAACUUAUUUGUCUCACUGAUGAUGGCUAUGAUAAAUGCAAGUACACUUUACUGGGGAAUGGGGAUAAUAGUUUACUUUGUCAGUCUGCUUUACUCGGUUUCUUAUUUUCGUCACCACCUGUGCAAUUUGCUUUUAACUGUGCAGUGGAGAUGGUUGCUCAUGUCCCACAAAGCAUCUCUUCACUGUAGAUCAUUGGGAAAUCUUUGUCUUUCCACUCCCACCUUAUGACCUUUGCUCCUCACAUGUAAUACCACUGUAUUUGUGUAUUUUAAAAUUGUGUAAAUAAAUUAAUAAGUACUUGUA